Melanotaenia boesemani (Boeseman's rainbowfish) is the source of this 7348-nucleotide messenger RNA. Its product is annotated as nebulin-like. Gene Ontology annotation, biological process: cardiac muscle thin filament assembly. Gene Ontology annotation, cellular component: Z disc. Bases 16 to 7077 code for a protein of 2353 amino acids. NCBI's taxonomy places the organism in Eukaryota, Metazoa, Chordata, Actinopteri, Atheriniformes, Melanotaeniidae. The record is from RefSeq and is a predicted model, not a curated record. Gene Ontology annotation, molecular function: actin filament binding. The transcript is spliced from 63 exons.
AAACUGUAGCUAAACAUGACGUGUCCUUUUCCUUCAGAAGUGGUCAACAUGGCGCGAGAGGAUGGAUCUGCUGUUCCAGCAUUGGAUGGAGGGAUGGAAGAAGUUGAGAUAGUGGAAGGAAAGAAAGAGGAGAUAUUUCAGGAGAUGACGGAAACAUCUGCGACAACUGUGACCUCAGAAGAGGUGGAGAUGGAGAAGAAGGUGGAGGAUGAAAGUGGUAAAGAGGGAGAUGAUGAAGGGGAGUUAGAGGGAAGAAAUGAAGAGAGGGAUGAGGAGACGAAACCAAAAAAAUUGUUGGAAGCAUGGGAGUCGGAGGCCUCCGCGGAUGUAAAACCUCCGCUGCCAGAUCCAGCCUUUAACCGGAGGUGCAGCUUGAUCGUCAGUGAGGUGAAGUAUAAGGAAGACUUUGAGAAGAUGAAGGGUCAGAGUCUGUUUGUUCCAGGAGCCGAGCUCAUCCACGCCAAGAACAUCAGCGCCGUGAUAUCCGAGUCGAAAUACAAGGAGGAGGGGAAGAAGGAGGCAUCAGUCUCUCUGUACUCCAUCCUGCCUGAAACUCCAGAGAUACAGCGCGCCAGACAAGCUUCAGAGCUUCGGAGUGAGAUUAAAUACAGAGAAAACACAAAGAUGGAGAUUUCCUCCUCUCUUUAUUCUCUGCUGCCAGAAACCACAGAAACCCAGUUUGUCAAGGAGCUGACUGAGAUACUGAGCGAGAACAAAUACAAGGAGGAAGGAAAGAAGGAGAUGAGCAGCAGUUUAUACUCUCAACUCCCUGAAACCACUGAGAUGCAGCUGGCAAAGACCGUCCAUGAGUUUCAGAGCGAGAAAAAGUACAAAGAAGAAGGGAAGAGAAAGGCCUCCAUCUCUCUGUACUCCCAGCUUCCAGACACUCCAGAGAUACAGCAUGCUUUGGAGGUGUCUCAGCUGCAGAGUGAGGUGAAUUAUCGGACCAAGGUUAUGACUAAAGGGGUCCCGUCCUCCCUUUACUCUCAGCUCCCCGACACCACAGAGAUCCAGUUCGCCAGAGAGAUGACUGAACUGCAGAGUGAGAGCAAGUACAAGGAGGGUGGCAGGAAGAGCCUCUCUCAGAGUUUCUACUCUCAGCUUCCAGAAACCUCCGAGACUCAGUUUGCUAAAACCGUUGCUGAUCUGCAGAGCGAGGUGCGGUAUAAAGAAUCGGGGAAGAAAGGCGGGAACUCGUGCUUGUACUCUCUCCUUCCAGAAACUCUGCAGACAGCUCAUGCAAAGGAAGCCUCUGAGCUCUGCAGUGAGGUGAAGUAUAAGGAGGAGGGUAAGAAGGACAUGAACAUCAACCUUUACUCUCUGCUGCCCGAGACCAUCGACACACAGCGUGCAAGAGAGGUUUCAAGCCUGCAGAGUGAGGUCAAGUACAAAGAAGGUCUGAAGCAGAAGAUUCAGAGCAGUUUGUACCAUCAGUUGCCAGAGACCACAGAGACACAGCUGGCCAAACAGCUGUCUGAGCUGCAGAGUGAGGCAAAAUAUAAAGAGGCUGGAAACAAGCAGGUGAGCAGCUGUCUCUACUCCCAGCUGCCGGCGACUCUGGAGACGCAACACGCCAAAGAGGCGGCAGAGCUGCUCAGUGAGGUGAAGUACAAGGAGGGCAUGAAGAAGAUGUCCAGCUCGCUGUAUUCCACUCUGCCCGAGACUUCGGAAACCAGCUUCGCCAAAGAGAUGAGCGACGUGCUGAGUGAGAUUAAAUACAAAGAGGACGGGAUGAAGAGUCGCUGUCAGAGCAUCUACAGUCAGAUGCCAGAAACGACUGAGAUGGAGUUUGCUAAAAACGUUGCUGAGCUGCAGAGCGAGAUGAAAUACAAGAAGGGAAAGAAAGAAGUGAGAAGCUCUUUGUAUUCCACGCUGCCCGAGACUCUGGACACGCUGCACGCCAAAGAGGCUUCUGAACUGCAGAGCGAGCUGAAGUACAAAGCAGGCCUGAAGAAAGGUCUUUCCUCCAGUUUUUUCCAUCAGCUGCCUGAGACUUUGGAGACGGCUCAUGCUAAAGAAGUGUCUGAUCUGCUCAGCGAGGUAAAGUAUAAAGAGGAUGGUAAGAAGGAGAUGAACAUCAACCUGUACUCUCUGCUGCCGGAAACCAUCGACACACAGCAUGCGAGAGAGGUGUCAGACCUGCAAAGUGAGGUGAGGUACAAAGAAGGUCUGAAGCAGAAGAUUCAGAGCAGUUUGUACCAUCGGCUGGCAGAGACCACAGAGACACAGCUGGCCAAACAGCUGUCUGAGCUGCAGAGUGAGACCAAGUAUAAGGAGGGCGGUAGGAAGGAGGUAAAUACCUGCCUGUACUCCCUGCUACCUCACACCAUUGAGACCCAGAGAGCCAAAGAAGCUGCAGAUCUGCUCAGCGAGAUCAAGUACAAGGAAAGUGGGAAGAAGGAGAUGUCCAGCUCCCUGUUUUCCACUCUGCCCGACACUUUAGAAACCAGCUUUGCCAGAGAGAUGACCGACAUGCAGAGCGAGAACAAGUACAAAGAGAGCAGUCGGAGAAACCUCGCUCAGAGUUUUUACUCCCAGCUUCCAGAAACUGCAGAGACUCAGUUUGCUAAAACAGUUUCUGAGCUGCAGAGUGAGAUGAAGUACAAAGAAGCAGGAAAGAAAGAAGUGAUGAGCUCUCUGUACUCUACACUGCCUGAAACUCUGGAAACACAACAUGCUAAAGAGGUGUCCGAGCUGCAGAGCCAGCUGAGGUACAAGCACAGUCUGAAGAAAGACGCCUCCAGUCUUUACCACCUGAUGCCAGAAACCAACGACACUCAGUUUGUCCGACAACAGACGGAGAUGCUCAGUGAGGUCAAAUAUAAAGAAGAUGGUAAGAAAGAGAUGAGCGUCAGCCUGUACUCUGUGCUGCCCGACACCCUCGACACCCAGCAUGCCAAAGAGCUGACCGAGAUGCAGAGUGAGGCCAAAUACAAGGAAGCCAGUAAAAAGCAGACUUCAGCGUCUCUGUACCACCAGCUGCCUGAAACUCUGGAGACACAGCACGCCAAAGAGGCCUCACAGCUGCAGAGUCAGCUCUUGUAUGAGGAAGCUGUUAAGAAGGAGUUGUCCUGUCCAGUUUACCACCAGCUACCUGAAACUCUGGAGACCCAGUUUGCCCGAGAGGUCGGAGACCUACAGAGCCAGAACAAGUACAAGGAGGACGGGAUGAAGAGCCUCUCCCAGAGUUUCUACUCCCAGCUGCCAGAAACCGCUGAGACCAAGUUUGCUAAGACUGUCUCUGAGCUGCAGAGCGAGACAAAGUAUAAGAAAUCAGGGAGGCGGGAGGCUGGCAGCUGUCUGCACUCUGUGAUGCCAGAAACUCUGGAAACCCAACAUGCCAAGCAGGUCUCACAGAUACAGAGCCAGGUUAAGUACAAAGAAGAUGUGCAGAAGGACCUGUCGUCCAGUUUGUUCUCCAGCCUUCCUCAAACCCUCCAGACUGAACUGGCCAAAGAAGUGACAGAACUACAGAGUCAGGUGAAAUAUAAAGAGGGCUGGAAGGAGGCGAACUCCUCGCUUUACCACCUCCUGCCUGAGACAGCAGAGAUGCACUUUGCCAAGCAGAUGUCGGAGAUGCAGAGUGAGACAAAGUACAAGAAGGACAAGGAGGAGCUGCCCAACACGCUGUAUUCGCUGCUGCCGGAAACUCUGGAGACUCAGUUUGUUAAAGAGAUGGCCGAGACGCACAGCGAGGUCAAGUACAAGCAGGCGGUGAAGGAGCAGACGGCGUCGUCGCUUUAUUCCAAACUGCCUGAAACUCUGGAGACCAAACACGCCAAAGAAGUGACUGAACUGCAGAGCGAAAAAAAGUACACGGAGGAAGGGAGGAAGGAGAUGACGUCGUCUUUGUACUCGCAGCUCCCUGAAACGUCAGAGACACAGUUUGCUCGGGAGAUGACUGCGUUACUGAGCGAGAGCAAAUAUAAGGAAACUGGGAAGAAGAGCCAGACUGUGAGCGUUUACUCUCAACUCCCGCAGACCAGCGAAAUCCAGUUUGCCAAAACUGUAUCUGAGAUCCAGAGUGAGAUCAAAUAUAAAGAGGCCGGAAGAAAAGAAGCUUCCAGCUCUCUGUACUCGAAGCUGCCUGAAACUUUGGAGACUCAGCACGCUAAAGAGGUCUCACAGCUGCAGAGUCAGGUGAAGUAUAAACAGGAGGUGAGCAGCUCUCUGUAUCAUCAGCUACCUGCAACCACAGAGACCCAGCUGGCUAAAGACCUGAGAGACAUCUACAGCGAGGUAAAGUACAAAGAGGACGGAAAGAAGGGGAUCAGCAAGAACUUGUACUCUCGCCUCCCAGAGACGGCAGAGAUGCAGUUCGCCAGGGAGAUGUCAGAGAUACAGAGCGAGACAAAGUACAAGAAGGACAAGGAGGACCUGCCCAACACGCUGUAUUCACUGCUGCCUGAAACUCUGGAGACUCAGUUUGUGAAAGAGAUGGCCGAGACGCACAGCGAGGUGAAAUAUAAGGAAGCAGGGAAGAAAGAGGCCAGUAAAUCUCUGUACCACCAGCUACCUGCAACCCUGGAGACGCAGCAUGUUAAAGAGGUUACUGAGCUGCACAGCGAGAACAAGUACAAGCAGAGCGGGAAAAAGUCCAUGUCGUCCAGUCUUUAUGCUCAACUACCUCAGACGACAGAGACACAGCUUGCUGCUAAGAUGUCCGACCUGCAGAGCGAGAGUAAAUACAAGGAAGAUGGAAUCAGGAGCCUUUCUCAGAGCUUCUACUCUCAGUUACCUGAAACCAUUGAGACUCAGUUAGCAAAAACGAUCUCAGAGCUGCAAAGCGAGGCUAAGUACAAGGAGGCGAGCAGAAAGGAGGCGAGCAGCUGUCUGUACCAUCAGCUGCCUGAAACUCUGGAGACUAAACAUGCUAAAGAGGCUACUGAUCUACAAAGUCAGGUGAAAUACAACGAAGGUAAAAAGGAUCUGAGCAGCAACCUGUACUCCCACCUCGCUGAGACAGAGGAGAUGAAGUUUGUUAAAGCCGUCACUGAACUUCAGAGUGAGAAUAAAUACAAGGAAAAAGGCCGGCAGGAGAUCAGCAGCAGUGUUUUCCACCAAAUCCCGGAGACUAAAGAGAUGGAGUUUGUAAAGCAGAUCUCUGAGCUUCAGAGUGAGUCAAAGUACAAGAAAGAUGUAGAAGAUCUUCCCAACAGUUUGUACUCAGUGCUUCCUGAAACUCUGCAGACUCAGUUUGUUAAAGAGAUGGCGGAGACUCACAGCGAGAAUAAAUACAAGGAGGCUGGUAAGAAGGAGCUGGUGAAAUCUCUGUAUUCUCUGCUGCCUGAGACCAAAGACACUCAGCAUGCUAAAGAGCAAACUCAGCUGUACAGUGAGAAAGCUUACAGGGAGGAGGGCAAGAAAGAAGCUGAGUGCUGUCUGUAUGCUCAGAUGCCCCAAACCAUCGAGACGGCCUUCGCUAAGGAGCUGACCAAAGCCCAGAGCGACAAGUUCUACAAGGAGAAGUAUAAUCGAGAGAAAGGGAAGUCCAGCUACACGAACAUGAAGACGUUGCCUGAGGUGGAGCACGCCAUGGAAGUCAGCAAGAACCAGAGCGAUGUCAGCUACAGAAGAGGUAAAGAGGAGCUUCAUCACUACAACACGGUGCCUGACAGACCUGACAUCAUCAGCGCUACCAACGCCGCUAAACUGGCCAGCGAUGUGGCCUACAGGAACACUAAACAGCCUGUUUACAGCGACAGCUCACUUCUGGCCAGAACCGAUAUCCAGCACGCCAAAGAAGUGUCAAAACUGGCCAGUCAGGUGAAGUAUAAGGAGACGCAUCUGAAGAGCCAGAAACCGUGUUACAACCCUCUGGACUGCCUCUCCUUCAAGCACACGCAAGCUGCUGCUGCCCUGGCCAGUCAGGUGGAGUACAAGAAGAAGUACGAGCAAACGAAGGCUCACUACCACAUCGCUCUGGACACGGCUGAACAGCUCCACCACAAGGAGAACGCAGUGCUGCACAGCCAGGUGAAGUACAAAGAGGAGUAUGAGAAGAACAAAGGUCGCUCUCAGAUGGAUUUCGGAGACACUCAGACAUACAAAGUGUCCAAAGAAGCACAGAAGAUGCAGAGUGAGAGGGAGUACAGGAAGGACUAUGAGGAGCAGAUGAAGGGAAAGGCCUUGGUGGACGUCGACCUGACACCUGGAUACCUGACAGCCCGCCAUGCUGGCAGCUUGCUGAGCGAGAAGGAAUACAAGAAGGAUCUGGAGCAGGAAGUCAAGGGGCGGGGCUUAUCUGGUCUUGGUCUUGAAGAGACACCCGAGCUACUGAGGGUUAAAAAUGCCAAUCAGAUACUGAACCAGAAGGAGUACCGGCGGGAUUUGGAAACGGAGAUCAUGGGUAAAGGCAUGGAGCUGAGCACUGAUGUCCUGGAAAUACAAAGAGCCAAGAGAGCGUCAGAGAUCCAGAGCCAGAGAAAGUACAAACAGACGGAGCAGCUGAAAGAAAACUCGUACGGGACAGUGACAGACACUCCCGAACUGCUGCACGCCUCCUACCUCAAAGACAUCUACAGCCAGAAGAAGUAUAAAGACGAGGCGGAGCGUCUGAAAGGAAGCUACAGUCUGGUCUCAGAAACCCCAGAGAUGGAGAGAGUCAGAGCCAACCAGAGACACAUCAGCUCGCUGCGGUACUCCUGGGACUCCAAGCUGAUGAGAGGUCUGAUGGCGUCGGUCACAGAGACGCCAGAGAUCGUCCUCGCCAGAGAGAACGCCAAAAAAGUCAGCAACGUGCGUUACAGGGAGGAGGUGGGAUCUGGCACCGCCGUCAUGGACACACCUGAGAUGGAGCGAGUCCGACGCAACCAAGAGAACAUCAGCUCAGUGAAGUACAAGCAGAGCGCCGUGAAGGCUUCGAGUGUCGGAGUGACUCCAGAGGUGGAGAGAGUCAAACAAAACCAGGAAAACAUCAGCUCGGUGAAGUACCAGCGCGGGCUGCAGGAGCUGAGGGGGCGGAGCUGCACUGAGCUGGACACACCUGAGUACAGGCGUGUCAGGAAGACACAGGACUCGGUCUCCAUGGUAGCAGCCUGGUUGUCAUGGUUUCCACCUGGAAAGGAGCUAACGUGAUCAUGUGGCACUUCAGAUGGGACUGCUGCACCGACACUAACCCCACCAUGAAGAGCAGGGCAGUGUGUGUGUGUGUGUGUGUGUGCUGAGUGAGUUAACAAAUAAAGACUUUAAAACAUUCUUGGAGUGUGUUUUAUUUGCUCACUGACCAAAUGCACCCUUGUGUGUGUGUGUGUUGUGAUUCUCACGCUGGUGUGUGUAUGAUCUCUUUGUACUUGUGGUUGUUGGUGAUGUGACAUCUCUGUGCUGAUGUCACUUCAUCAGGCAAAGU